Nerophis lumbriciformis (worm pipefish) is the source of this 693-nucleotide messenger RNA. RefSeq names its product anterior gradient 2 (gene agr2). NCBI's taxonomy places the organism in Eukaryota, Metazoa, Chordata, Actinopteri, Syngnathiformes, Syngnathidae. The record is from RefSeq and is a predicted model, not a curated record. Gene Ontology annotation, cellular component: endoplasmic reticulum.
GAUCCUGCAACACUAUUCCUACCUACACGCCCAGGAACAGAAACCCUGCAAAGAUGAUGAAAACAUCACUGUCACUCCUCCUGGUGCUCGUAGCCGUGUCUUUUACAUCUGGUAAAUACACGCCGAAGACAGGCAAAAGGAUUCCUAAGACUCUGUCCAGAGGUUGGGGUGACCAGCUGUUCUGGGCUCAGACGUAUGAGGAAGGUCUCUACUGGGCUCGCUCACAAAACAAGCCCUUGAUGGUGAUCUUCCACCUGGAGGACUGUCCACAUUGCCUGGCGCUGAAGAAGGUGUUUUCAGAGGACGAUAACAUCCAAAGAACCCUAGAUGAGGACUUUGUUGUACUCAACCUGGUGUAUGAAACUACGGACAAACAUCUCUCUCCAGAUGGACAAUACGUCCCCAGAAUCAUCUUUGUUGACCCUACCUUGACGGUGAGAGCUGACAUUACUGGUCGCUAUGGCAACCGCAUGUACGCUUACGAACCAAAUGACAUCAAACUCUUGGCGAGCAACAUGGAGUUGGCCAAGAAACUCCUCAAGUCUGAGCUGUGAGCGGCAGACAACGUGUUCCUCCUGAGACGCAUCAACAAUUUCAUGUUGUAAAAACCAAGCACUGGGAAGUUACUUUCAUUGUAAUCAUCUUAUUUCUUAUUAUGAUGUUGUCUUUGAAAUAAAUUUGAUUAUGAAAGAG